CGUGUCGUAACCUGAAUCGUUAAACUCCACGAUUAUUUCUCGAGGAAAAAACUUUUGCUCAGUAGUCUGUUGACUUCUUCACUGGCUCCACCUCAUAGAAUUGCUCUUCUUCAGCUCUCCGGCUAAUUGAACGGCGGUUGAUCGGACAUUAUUGGUCUGAAAAUCGGAUAUAGAACAGUAAGCGAAGACGUUGAUCAAAGUAGAUUGACUUUGUUAUGGGCUUUGAAGACUCUUCGAGCGAAAAAGCUUCACCUUCUCCAUGUUCAUCAGCUCAUUUCCAUGACCCCUUCAUCAAGUGGGCUGGAACAAAGCGAGAUCGAUGCAAUCCAGGAGUUGGAACAGACUAGUAGAAAUGAUACCCUUCUCAAGUAUCAUGAUAUCUGCAUAGAUGAAGGAGUUAUUGAACAAGAUGUGGAUAUGUCAUGUUUUUCAGCAAAUAGUGUGGGGGAAUGGAUUGUGGAACUUAUCUAUCAAAACAAUAUCAAGAAGCUUAUCAUGGGAGCAACUGCUGAUUCACACUACUCCGAGGGCAUGGUUCAUAUCACACCUACAAAAGCUGACUACGUGAUUCAACAUGCGCCCCAUUGCUGUAACAUAUGGCUUGUAUGUAAUGGAAAUCUCAUCCAAACGAGGGAGGGACGGUUCGAACAUGCAGGUUCAGCGUACUCAUCCUCAAGCAGCCUUCAUAGCAUUGAUUCUGCUCUGAUACCAUAUGGGGGUGCAGGAAGAGCUGAACGUGUUACCGAGCCACAUGCCUUGUCAUCAUCUGAAGAACAAUCAGCUAGAGGGAUUGAGAAAAUGUAUUACGAGGAGCAGAGACGGAGAUUGGAAAUUGAGGAAUUAAAGAGAGAGAAGGAGCAGCGCGAUAAGAUGAGGCGUGUAAGAGAGGAAGCACUCUCAAGUUCUUCUGGUGUCACUAAGAUACUGUACAAUGAAGAAGUAAUGCGCAGGAGAGAAGUGGAGGCGGAACUAAACAGAGCAAAAGCAGAAAUAGAAGAUAUGAAAAGGGUCCAAAUUGAACUUAAAGAACAGCAUUAUGCUGAUUGCCGUCUGUUAGAGAAAGAGCGAGACGAAGCUAUCAAGACAACUGAAGAGCUUUUAAGAGCUUUGGAGAAGGGUGAGUCAUCAAUCCCGUUGCAGUGGUCUGUUUCCAUCGAGCCUCCCCAAUGUUUCAUAUGUCCCAUUUCAAAGGAUAUUAUGCAAAAUCCUCAUGUUGCAGCCGAUGGUUACACCUAUGAAGCAGAUGAGUUCAGAAGAUGGCUCAAUCACGGAGGUGAAAAAUCACCAAUGACAAAUCUUAGGCUCGAGAAUCGCAAUCUCAUCCCGAAUCUUGUUCUUCGUUCCGCCAUUAAAGACUGGUUGCAACAGCAUCCAUAAUUCUGUGAUUAUUAGUAUUAGGAUAAAUGUGGUGUUAAUCGUGCUGUGAUUCAUUGAAUUUGUUUGUGAAAAAUCUAAUAAAAAGUCCUUUAUUCACUGGAAAAAAGUGCCGUUUCUUGUUUAGUAUUUUUAUGCAUUGACUUGUAUUUUAAUUGCCACACAUUGACUUUACUGUGUCUCCCUCACGAAACCUGAAGCGGUCAACAAGAAGAACAUUGAGGGUCACCACU
Arabidopsis thaliana (thale cress) is the source of this 1607-nucleotide messenger RNA. Its product is annotated as RING/U-box superfamily protein. Gene Ontology annotation, biological process: protein ubiquitination. NCBI's taxonomy places the organism in Eukaryota, Viridiplantae, Streptophyta, Magnoliopsida, Brassicales, Brassicaceae. The record is from RefSeq and is marked reviewed. The coding region runs from base 280 to 1377 and encodes 365 amino acids. Gene Ontology annotation, molecular function: ubiquitin protein ligase activity; ubiquitin-protein transferase activity. The transcript has 8 exons.